This is a messenger RNA of Loa loa (African eye worm), 1251 nucleotides long. Its product is annotated as CK1/CK1/CK1-A protein kinase. The record is from RefSeq and is a predicted model, not a curated record. Lineage: Eukaryota; Metazoa; Nematoda; Chromadorea; Rhabditida; Onchocercidae. Bases 226 to 1251 code for a protein of 341 amino acids. The transcript has 9 exons. Gene Ontology annotation, molecular function: protein serine/threonine kinase activity; ATP binding. Gene Ontology annotation, cellular component: nucleus; cytoplasm. Gene Ontology annotation, biological process: negative regulation of canonical Wnt signaling pathway; signal transduction; peptidyl-serine phosphorylation.
UUGGCCGACGACGUUGUACUGUCUGUUAAAGGUUGGCCGACGACGUUGUACUGUCUAUUAAAGGUUGGCCGACGACGCAUCUUCGAGAAUUUCGACAAUUCCUUUCGAUUUUGUAAUAGAUAAAUGUCAAGAAGUGGUUGCUGCUAGCACCAGAAUCCAGAGUGGUUUAUCGUGUGAAGAUUAUGAAGGGAGGACUCAGUCUACAAACAGCAAAGGAAGGUAGUAAUGGCAAUAGCAGCGGCGACUUCUAACUUACCGCAAACUGCUGCGGGAAUAACGAUUACUCUAGACGAUCGUGUCAUUGCCUCCAAGUAUAAACUGCAUCGGAAAAUUGGUGCCGGGUCUUUUGGAGAUAUUUAUCUGGCUGUCGUUAUUGCUACUGGAGAAGAAGUAGCUGUGAAGCUUGAAUCUACCAAGGCUCGUCAUCCACAACUCCUCUAUGAAAGCCGAAUUUAUAAAAUUUUGCGCGGAGGUUUUGGUUUCCCUCGAUUACGAUGGUAUGGCAGUGAGAAUAAUUACAACCUAUUAGUAAUGGAUUUAUUGGGUCCGUCUCUUGAAGAUCUGUUUAAUUAUUGUAAUCGCCGAUUCACAAUGAAGACUGUUCUGAUGCUCGCUAAUGAAAUGAUAGGACGUAUCCAGUUUGUACACACCAAAAAUUUCAUACAUCGGGACAUAAAGCCCGACAAUUUCUUAAUGGGUAGUGGUCGCUACUAUAACAAAGUAUUUUUGAUUGACUUCGGCUUAGCGAAGAAAUAUCGCGAUUCCCACACUCGUGCACAUAUUCCUUAUUGCGAAAACAAGAAUCUGACGGGGACAGCACGUUAUGCAUCCAUUAAUGCCCAUCUUGGAAUUGAACAGUCACGAAGGGACGAUUUAGAAUCUCUCGGCUAUGUACUUAUGUAUUUCAACAGGGGUUCUUUGCCAUGGCAAGGAUUAAAAGCAGUAACGAAAAAGCAGAAAUACGAGAAAAUAUGUGAAAAGAAAAUGGCUACGUCCAUUGAGCUUCUUUGCAAAAGCUUUCCAACCGAAUUUGCGAUGUAUUUUCAUCAUUGCCAUGGAUUACGCUUUGAUGAAGCUCCGGAUUAUGUGUAUCUUACACGGCUAUUUCGCAAUUUGUUUGACAAACUAAAUUAUCAAUACGAUUUCGCAUAUGAUUGGAAAACAUUCAAGCAGAAGACAGUACAGAAUACGAUUUCUUCGGCUCAUUUUGCAAACGGGUCGCCGAAGAAGAGUAUACAAGCGGGGAAAUAG